Messenger RNA from Kazachstania africana CBS 2517, 1101 nucleotides. RefSeq names its product cytochrome oxidase assembly protein SHY1 (gene SHY1). Lineage: Eukaryota; Fungi; Ascomycota; Saccharomycetes; Saccharomycetales; Saccharomycetaceae. The coding region runs from base 1 to 1101 and encodes 366 amino acids. The record is from RefSeq and is a predicted model, not a curated record. The transcript has a single exon. Gene Ontology annotation, biological process: mitochondrial respiratory chain complex IV assembly. Gene Ontology annotation, cellular component: mitochondrion; membrane.
AUGAUUUCAUUAAGACCAGUUUUUUUACCCAGACAGGGCAUAGUGUAUAAAGCUAUCAGAUGUCGCUUCAAUUACCUGCAGAAUAGGGCGUGCAAUCGUUCUGUGGUUACUUCUACCAUAGAUUGGAAACCUAUAAAAACUACACAUAAUCCUAACGAAGGUCCCAAAAAUGGGUCUUCCACGGGAAAGAAAGUGGUGCUUGGCCUAAUGUUUGCAAUGCCAGUCAUUUCUUUUUAUUUAGGUACAUGGCAAUUGAGAAGAUUGGAUUGGAAAACAAAGUUGAUAGCAAGUUGUGAGACUAAAUUAAUAUACCCACCGAUUUCCUUACCCAAAGUCUUCACAGUAGACAUGUGUGAAGAUUGGGAGUAUCGUAAGGUUAAAAUUAAGGGGCAUUUUGUUCACGAAGAAGAAUUAUUUGUGGGUCCUAGAGUGAAGCAUGGCGAAAAGGGCUACUUAUUAUUCACACCAUUUAUUAGGGAAGAUACCGGUGAAAAAAUUUUGGUAGAACGUGGUUGGAUUGCAGAAGCAAAAGUUUCACCAGAUACAAGGACACUGACACAUUUAUCUUUACCUAGUGGUAAAGAUAUCGAACUUAUAUGUAUUGUGCGCCCACCAAAGAAACGCGGUAAGUUUCAAUGGAAGCAGGAGGAUAAGGAGUCCAGACUGUGGCAGGUAUCUGAUAUUUAUGACAUGGCAGCGUCUGUAGAUUGUAAACCUAUCCAUUUCCAAGCUUUGUACGACAUGACUAACCAUGCUUCCUGGAUGAACAAUGAAACAGAGUCUCAUGAACAAAAUUUAUUGGCUUCCAUACGACAUUGGGUUACAGGGACAAAGAAAAUCGAUAUUAAAUCAAUUGCCGAUGAUGAUGAUUCCUUGGCUUUUACGGAAUGGCAGUUUAUGAAGGCUGGUGUACCUAUUGGAAAAACGCCGACCGUAGACUUCAGAAAUAGCCACUUGCAAUAUCUUGUUACAUGGUACGGGCUAUCAUUCUUAAGUACGAUCUUUUUGAUUGUCGCAUUGAAGAAGAUGUGGAAAGGAGGUGUUAUAUCUCAAUCACAGCUCAAAAAAGAGAAAUUAAAACAUGCCAGGAAAUACACGUAA